Messenger RNA from Filobasidium floriforme, 1848 nucleotides. RefSeq lists its product as uncharacterized. Gene Ontology annotation, cellular component: nucleus. Gene Ontology annotation, molecular function: damaged DNA binding; DNA-directed DNA polymerase activity. Gene Ontology annotation, biological process: error-prone translesion synthesis. The coding region runs from base 1 to 1848 and encodes 615 amino acids. The record is from RefSeq and is a predicted model, not a curated record. The transcript has 17 exons. Lineage: Eukaryota; Fungi; Basidiomycota; Tremellomycetes; Filobasidiales; Filobasidiaceae.
AUGAACGUGAACGCCGAGGCGUCUUCUUCACGCAGCGGCUCUACGAGCGGGACUCGACCGAAUACCAGCAAAGAUGAAGAGGUACCGGUGUCGGCAACGCAGAAGAAGCAGAAUGACUUCAGAAGAUAUCUAGCGGGACAGAGUGUGAUGAAGAGUGGCUUGACAAGAGAUCCACAAGAGGUUGAAGCGAUCAUAGCAGAAGCGAGCAAGAAUUCCAAAUUCUACCUGAGAGAGGUAGAGAAAGAUCGGGUGCUAGGGAAAAAGAUAGAACAACUGCUCAAGCUGAAAGACCAGAUGGUAAAGACUGCAAACAUGGAACGCUUAGAACGGGAAGCAAACGAAGUGCUGGCACAACUCGAAUCGACCCGUGAUCUCACGCAGUAUAUCAUACACGUCGAUAUGGAUGCAUUUUACGCAAAUGUAGAAGUCAAGAAGGAUCCGAGUCUCAAGGGGAAAGCUUUCGGCGUAGGAUCGGGUGUGCUGACGACAGCUUCUUACGAAGCGAGGAAGUUCGGUUGUCGAUCGGGAAUGGCAGGCUUCGUCGCGAAAAAGCUCUGUCCUCAGAUUAUCUUCGUCAAACCCGACUUUGCGGCUUACAGCGAGGCUUCCAAGGCGGUCAGGGAGAUCUUGCUGGAAUAUGACGAGAAUAUGGCGAUGGCAGGCAUGGACGAAGGAUACCUAAACAUCACGCCCUACAUGGCCGCCCACGAGAUGACGGCAAGCGAAGUCGUCUCGCACCUUCGAGCAGAGGUCGAGUCUCGAACCGGCUUGACAAUCUCCGCUGGAAUCGCUCCAAACACCAUGCUGGCCAAGAUUUGUUCCGACAAGAACAAGCCAAACGGACAGUACGAAUUACCUUUUGAAGGCAAGGCAAUCAGAGAGUUCAUGAGGGACCUGCCAGUCCGGCGGAUACCAGGUAUUGGCCGGGUAGCCGAACGCUAUGCCCAGGCAUUAGGGGUCAAGGUGUGCGGGGACGCGUAUACACAUCGAGGCGUCAUCAAACUGAUGGACCGGUAUAUCGGGUUUCGGUACAUGAUGCGUGCAUAUCUUGGACUAGGAAACAACGUGGUCGAGCCGGGCAAGCGGGAAGACAGGAAGAGCGUUGGCUGCGAAAGAACGUUUCGAGAGAAGAGCAAUUCGGACGAAAUCCUAGACAUGCUUCGGGAAAUCGCCGACAGCUUGGAGGAAGAUCUGAAACGGACGGGCUUUUCAGGGAGAACCGUCGUGGUGAAAUAUAAGCUGCAUACUUACGAGAACUUUACCCGCCAAUGCGGAGCUCCGCGAUACAUCAAUUCAGCCGAAGAUAUCUUACCUCUCGCUCGGUCGCUCUUAGUGAAGGAACUACCGUUGAAGAUCCGACUCUUGGGGAUAAGGAUGACCCAUCUUAAAGAUUUGCGUGCUGAUGAGAAAGGUAUUCAGAAGUUCUUCAAAGGAAAAGAAUCGCCACCAAAGGGUGUCGCCGGAAAUGCAAAAAAUACAGGGAAUGAGAGCGACGAUGAUGAGCCUAUCUGGCUGGACUCGGACGAAGAAAACGAACCAGCGGCAGGCAACCAGGAGCAGAGCGUUGAUCGCAAACGAAAACGCCCUGAUACGAUCACCACGAUCGACGACGAUAGCGAAGAUGACGGCAUCGAGGUGGUUUGUCCGGUCUGUGAGAAAUCUUUUCCUGCAAGCACGAAAACCAACAGUAUGAAUCAUCACAUCAACGCAUGCCUCGACCAGCAAAACGAUACAAGCAAGACGAAGGGAAACAAGCAUAAUUCGCCAAGGGCAACGAAAAAGACCAAGAGCAAGAAAACAGCGAAACCUAAAGACGUCUUCGAAAUGCUCAUGAGAGGACGAAAAUAA